This is a messenger RNA of Sodiomyces alkalinus F11, 675 nucleotides long. RefSeq lists its product as hypothetical. The coding region runs from base 1 to 447 and encodes 148 amino acids. The record is from RefSeq and is a predicted model, not a curated record. The transcript has 3 exons. Lineage: Eukaryota; Fungi; Ascomycota; Sordariomycetes; Glomerellales; Plectosphaerellaceae.
AUGGUAGUGGCAGAUCGGAGACAUUUGGCCCUGGCGACGGACCCAUGGACCUUGGCCAGAGACUUUCUCACCCAGGGAGCAAGGGGAUACUUCAACCCCAACAACCCCUGGCCCAACCGCAAACACACCACCCACCGAACGCCGUCCCUACAAAGGAUCCUGCCACUGCCACUGCCGCCGGACUCGCUACAUCCUCUACCUCUACCUCACGCUCCCCUUAAACCCCCAGCUCAAGCGGCCGGACGAACCGUUCACCCCACAGGCAGGGUGCAGAAGAUGUACAAGUGCAACUGCACGCUAUGCCACACAUCGGCAUUCCUGUACAUCCGGCCCGGGCUGGCGCUGGAGGACUUGCUCCUCCUGGCGCCGCUGGACCCGUUCGGCGCGAUGGGGGAUUACAAGCUCCAUGGGGGCAAGUUCCACGAGGGGCUUCCGGGCUUGACUUAAGGGAGUGGACGGAGAGGAAGUGGACUCUUUAUACGGAUAGGUUGGAGGCUGGUGGGAUGCCUACGUAUGAGAGGCCUUAUGGAGUUAUGAGAGUGGUGCUUAUGGAGGGAUCUUGUAGGGGUGAGACCGUGAGACAGCGUGGUGGAGAGUAAGGCGCGAAGAACAGGAGUAAAUCGCAUUACAUUAUGGAAGUCAAUCUCGACUCUUAUAAGACUGCCUCAUAACCGG